CUUUCUUACUAUACUUCAGAGCUGAAAGACGAUUUGGCUACCUUCUACAAAACAAGACACAGUAAAAUACCACUGUCACCGCUAGUCAAGGGACACGAUACUCCACUUGUAGAUUUUUACAUUUUGCCUGAAAUGAAUUUCAUUGAAAAGAAAAAGCCAGCUGGGAAAGAGACUAAAACUGCUGUCAUAUCGUUGUCGGAUGUAUUCCAGUCUAAAAACAGUUGUGAAAUAUAUUUAACCGCUGAUGCUGGAUUUGGAAAAACUGCAUUUUCAAAAUAUCUUGCUAUCACGUGGUGCCAGGCUCAUCGUCCCGAAAUGAAAAAGUACUUAUCAGAAGAUGCGAUAAAAUCCAUGCGUGAUUUUGAGUUUUUGUUUCUUGUGUUAUUGCGGGGUUCUUCUGAUGAUUGCAGUAUUGAUGAUUUGAUAAUGAAUCAAAUUAUACAAAAUUUGUCACGGUCUUUCAAAAUGACAAUAGAAACUCUACAGGGAAUUCUGCACCAGGAAAGAACUUUGAUUAUCCUGGAUGGGCUAGAUGAGUGGAUCCAUCCUGAAAAGAAAUGUACAAAAAUACCAAAAACAAUCCCACAUCGUAAUGCACGUGAAAAGUGUGUAAUCCUUACAACAACAAGACCUUGGAAAUUAGCUGUGUUGAAUCUUGAAAUAGAUAAGAAAGUGGAGCUAGUAAAACUCAACUCUGAGUCAGCACAGACAUUAGAGGAAAGAGCAAUUUCAAAAAUACAGAAUCUCGAUGUUGCUAAAGCAAAAAUCACGGCCAAACAAUUGCAUAAAAAAAUCAAAGAAAAUAAACUCGAGCAUCUGGAAUCCGUCCCCCUUCUUUCGAUGUAUCUCAUUUGUUUAUGGUGUGAAGAUAUUCCACUAGGACAGUCCAAAUGUGGACUUUAUUCAAGCAUUAUUGAACUCCUGCUGUCAAGACCGAUAAGCAAACAUCCGGAAGUGGAACCAACGGGCGAACCUUCCCAGAGUGAUAUCCCACAAUGCUUUAGUAAACAUGAACAUUGUAAUCAAUAUUGCACAUAUCUGAAAGCUUUAGGAAAAUUAGCACUUGAAACUUUAUUCAAUGAAACAAAGGAGAACACUCUUGUUUUUUACAAGUCAGUGGCAGAGAAACAUCUAACCCCAGAGUAUUUGAAAUUAAGUUUUGACUCGGGAAUAUUAACGCAAAGCACAGAAAAGACACUUAUCAAACAAAUUUCUAAAGUUUCAUUUCCACACAAAACAGUUCAAGAGUUUUUUUGUGCAUUGUACAUUAGCUGUCAAAAUGAAAGUGAUGUAAAAAACAUUGUUCUAAACAAAUGCAAAAGUUUGCAAAGUAUUCUUGACAUGUCGACAGUGCUUGUUUUCAUCAGCGGAAUGGUGAAUGCAGAAAUCAUUUCCUCAAUAUCACAGGAAUUUCUUUCUGUUAUCAGCGAAGAUAAGAUAACGAACGAAUACAGAUCCACGACUGGUGACUGUAAACCUCUGAAAGACAUACAAGACAUGUACAUUUCUUGUAUGAAAGAAAACACGAGUGAUAAAGAACUCAAACUUUUCUGUCAAGAUUUUUUCAUUAAUGAAGAUUGUGGAGAAGAAAAAUACUUUUCAAAUUUAACACGGCUCGCGUUACACAAUAAAAACAACAUGGCGUCAAUAAAUAUCAACACACCAGACAGUGGUCGUAGUUUACGUGAAAUUAUCGGUUGUUGUGCAUUGCACGAACUGUUCCAGAUCAAUAAAAUAUGCUACUGGGGUCACGGAGAACAAGACCAAAUUCCGGUACUGUUGAACAAGUCGUCGAAAUCUGUCACUAUUGGAUCAUCUGGUUCUUGGAGCCGUGAAAUGUUGGAAACAUUACAGAAUAAUUCUCUGUUACAAGCAAUUUGUAUCGACGGUUUCAAGAUGAGUCACGAUGAACUGAAUGAGUUUCUGAAUUAUACUAUAAACAGAAAAACAAUGACGGAGAUUAUAUUGUGGCGCUUAUGGUGUACCGAGCACAGGUAUUCGUGUACUUUCAGUUUAGAUUUUAGUCAGCAUUCAGAUCUAAGGAAGUUAGAAUUAUUCGAGAUACCUGUGUCACAAUUGAAAGUUAAUAGUCAAGUGAAACACGUGAAGUUGCAGUUUAUCAAUCUAGGUGAAAGGUCGCUGCCUCCUGAAAUGGCGAAUAUUGAAAGUGUUUAUUUGAAGGAUGUAAACAUGUCUGCUUCAACAUUGCGUGAUCUCGUUAAGGUAGUGGAGAAACUUUCACACAAAGUCGCAGUAGCAAUACGCCACUGUACGAUAGAACCGGAAACAGAGUUUGUACACGUUAAACAAUAUAUAGACUCAUCUCAGAAUUUCCGAGUUACGGAGGAUAAACCGUGGAAGUUUGUGUUUGAAAAAGCUGAAAGUUAAGUUACUAAAUAAUCUCUGACUUAUAGUGUAAAUAUUUUGUAAACAUUCCAUUAAAAAUAUGUUACACAAAAUUUAACAUAUGACAUAUAUUUGUGUAUAUAAAUAAACGCGUGCGUGUUGUAAUAAAUAUAGGGAAAUUUCUUGGAAGGUGGAACUUGGAGGAAAAAUGGACGUUCUCAAACAAGGAUAUAUAUACAAGUACCAUUUCCCUUUGUACUUCAAAAGCAUAGAUGUUUUUUUCUGGUGGCUAGGCUACAAACACCAUCAUUUAAAAUGGCAUGACCGCUUGUUUCUGGCAAUUGGACAAAAGGAUUUUGCAGGACUAUACUCGUAUUAUACCCAAAAAAUCUGUGUUUAAACAUUUCAUGUGAAUUACCAGGACAAAUCAUAUUGUGUAAACGCUUUGAGCUCAUUUUUCUAUGAACAGUUUAUAAGUAAAGUUUUGUUAGUAUCAAGUGGAAGGGUUUCAAACAGUCACACGCGCUGUCAAAAAAAAAAAAAAAACUUAAAAAAAUAAGUGUUUGAUUUGACUUUAUUUUGAUGUUGAUUGUUUACAAUGUUUAGGUGUUAUUUUAAGAUAUUUAGUUCAAAAUGCCUGAAAAUUGCUCUGUUGCAAAUGAAUUUUGCUGUGUUUUACAUACCACGGCAAUGAAGUUAAAUAACAUUUAUUUAUGGAAUUGUGUAAAUAUUAAAUGCAUUUUGAUCUAAGAAUUCGAACAAAUAUAUUGCCAGGCUUGUGUUUAUAUUAUUACCAAAAUCACCGUUUGUUUGCAUAGUCCUUAGUCAUAUACUACAACAUUUAAUAUUUUCAUGCGAGAGUCUUCUUAUUAAAGGGAAAAUCCCUAUUUUCCUCAUAUGGCUUGUAGUCUCUGCAUAAAAUUAUUUGUUUCUAGCAGACGACAUUAAUAAUUAUACCAGGAAGAACAUAUUUUUGCGAAAAUCAUGUAAAGUUCUCAGCAGAUGUUUCAUAAUUUUGAUUAAAAAGUAAACUAGGGAUCCUCUUUUUACGCCCGUCUCUGAAAGAGAGGUGCUUAUCAUGUGAGCAUCCGGUUUGGGCGGGCGGAUGGUCGGUGUCCAAAAUCAUGUCCGUUAUCUUAAGAUAAGUCGAACAGUUUUUGUCCAGACUUGGCGACAAUGUUUUUGGGCAUACUAUCUAAGCCAAGUUCGAUAACCAGAAAAAUCACUCCAGGCACUUUUAGGUUAUGGCCCUUGAAUAACUCGAAAUCUGGAAAUUUAGCAUUGUCCGCCCUUUAAGUCAAACAGUUUUCACCCGAUCUUUACCAACUUGGCGACUAUGUUUAAGGGCAUAAUAUCUCGACCAAAUUCGAUAACAAGCCAAAUCACCCCUGGAACUCUUUGGUUAUGGCCCUUGAAUAACUCGGAAAAACGUCGAAUUUAGCCUUGUCCGCUCUCUAAGUGGAACAGUUUUUUUUCCGAUCUUCCACAAACUUUCAGAUAAUGUUUGUGGACUUAAAAUAUCAGCAAAGUUUGAUAACCAGCCAAAUUGCCAGAGGCACUCUUUGAUUAUGACCAUUGAAUUACUCAAAAUCUGCUAAUGUAGCCCUGUCCGUUCUCUCAGUCGAACAGUUUUCACCUGAUCUUCACCAAACUUGCUGACAAUGUUUGUGGGCAUAAUAUCUCGGCCUAGAUCGAUGACCAGCCAAAUCACUCCAGGCACUUUUCGAUUAUUGCCAUUGAAUUCGACCAAGUUCGAUGAUGGGCGUAUUUUGUGACAGUCUGCCACCAUUGUUGUUUGAUUGUGGAAAAUAGAGAAAAGUAGAAACUUCACAAGUCUUUGUUUGAACAACUAGUUGUAUUGUGAAAAUAUCGGGGUUACUUAAUGAAUUGAAUGAGUAGUUUUUAGCUCGGCUAAUCAAAGAAUAGUAGACCUAUUGGAUUCGCCCAUGCGCCGGCGUCGGCAUCGGCGUCCCAGCUUGGUUAAGAUUUUGUUUGUAAGCUAGUAUCUCAGUAACCACUUGUGAGAAUGGAUUGAAACCUCACACACUUAAUCACUGUAAUAAACUGACUUAAAUUGCACAGGUUCCAUAACUCUAUUUUGCUUUUGUGCAAAAUUAUACCCCUUUGUCGACUUAGAAUUUUUUGUUAAGGUUUUGUAUGUGUGCUGGUAUCUCAAUGGGAAUGGAUUGAAACUUCACACACUUGUUCACCGUCAUCUGACAUGUACUAAGCAGGUCCUACAACUCUUUUUUUUUUUUUCAAAAUUAUGCCCCUUUUUCGACUAAGCAGUUUUUGAUUAAGUUUUUGUUUGUAAGCUGUUAUCUUAGUAUCCACUAAUGGGAAUGGAUUGAAACUUCACACAGUUGUUCACUGUCUUCAUCUGACAUGCACUGUGCAGGUCCCACAACUCUGCCUUUUCAAAAUUAUGCCCCUUUUCGACUUAGCAGUUUUUGGUUAAGUUUUUGUAUAUUAGCUGGUAUCUCAGUAUCCACUAGUGGAAAGGAUUGAAACUUCAAACAGUUGUUCACCCUCAUGAUGCGACAUGCAGUGGAAAGGUUCCGAAACUCUACAUUGCAUUUUUACAAAAUUAUGCCCCUUUUUCAGCUUUUGUAUUCAUUCAAUUGACAAAGCUGUUGAAAUGUCGAGCGUUGCUGUCCUGCAACAGCUCUUGUUUUAUCUCUACUUAGAAUUUUAUAAAGUUGCACUUUUUUCUACAUAUUAAAUAUAUUAAACGAAUAGACGUUGCAAAAAUAUUUUCAUCCAAAAAGUUUGUUUUACAAGAAAAGAGGACUACGGACUAUAACAUAAACAUAAGCAUGUAGAUCCAUUUCUAUUUGAAGAUGAUGUUUUCCUCUCUGAUUUACAGUCAAACCUGUGUUAAAGGCCACUUCUGAACUGAGACCACCUGGCUGUAAAGACCACAUGUUUUGUUUCCUAUUUUAACACAUACAGUGUAUUUUAACAUGUGAAUAAAGAACACCUCCCAAUAAAGACCAUACUUUGACUCUCUCAAGAGUGGUCUUUAUUGACCGGUUUAAAUGUAUAGCAUUUACCAUGUGUAUAUAUAUAUUUGACUGAUAGACUAUUGUAGAUGUAUUGUAUGUUUGCCUUAUGUAAUUUCUAUAAUAUAUAUAUGAACUGUUUUAAGUUUUAA
This is a messenger RNA of Mercenaria mercenaria, 5500 nucleotides long. RefSeq lists its product as uncharacterized. Lineage: Eukaryota; Metazoa; Mollusca; Bivalvia; Venerida; Veneridae. The coding region runs from base 133 to 2388 and encodes 751 amino acids. The transcript has 2 exons. The record is from RefSeq and is a predicted model, not a curated record.